AGAUCCAUAAUUAAGCAAACGUGGAUGUUAAGCCAAUUCAGUUUCAUUAUACAUAGUUUCAUACACAGGUGCUUCAUUUUUAUCCACAAGCCAAUGGAGCUCUUAACUACUGUACCUGAUCAGGAAAAAUCGGAAAGCAGAACCAUGCCACUGAUUCUCUGGGAUUCUUUGCUACCAGCAGAAGCAGUUUCUGGCAAUCAAGAUCUCAUCACAGACAUCCUUCUCCGUCUGCCCGUCAAGUCUCUUCUCCGGUUCAAAUGCGUCUCCAAGCAGUGGCAUUCUCUCAUCUCCGAACCCAGGUUCAGUCGCCAUUACCGCAGCCUUGCCUCUGCCGGCAUCAUCUUCUGUGGAACAAACGAGCUCAUCCAUCAUGUAUCUUGCAGUGGAAGAAACUCCGAGCCGCCCUUUAAGUCUCUCGAUUUCAUCAGUGACUCUGCAGGUAUCAAAAUUUUGCAGUCAUGCAAUGGCUUGAUUUUGUGUUGCAGCCUAUUUGAAUUGGGAAAGAAUCGCAACUAUUACAUCUGUAAUCCUUCAGCAAGGCAAUUCUUGGUGCUUCCUCCACCUAAUGCCAUAGAGAGUGAUGAAUCUUUAACCAUCUUCGGGGUUCAUUUAGCUUUCGAUCCUUGUAAGUCAACUCACUACCAAGUUAUCUGUGUGCGAAAUUGUUCUCCCUCGUCAGCAGCAACAAAUGAUCAUUACCAAAUUGGUAUAUACUCGUCCGAGACUCGCCAUUGGAGGCUUUCUGGGUCUCCUUUCAGUGCUCCAUUCGACAUGGUUUUCGAUAAUGGGGUGCUUUGGAAUGGUACAAUUCAUUGGAUUAGCCCAACGGGGGUUUCACUCUGUUUUGAUAUCGUCCAAGAGCAACUUCAAGAAAUGCCUAGUCUUCCAUCAAAUGAAAAAUGGAGCAAGAGAAGGUUAAGGUACUUUGGGGAGUCUGGUGGUCAUUUGCACUUGAUAGAAAUCUAUGGCGCUGGCACCACUGAGUUCGAAGUCUUUGAAAUGGAGAGGGAUUACUCUUGCUGGAUCUCAAAAUACCAAGUUAAUCUGGCCGCGAUUAUUAAUGCAUAUCCAGAGAUGGCUAGGAGCUACCCAGACUCUCAUGAUUCUCGAUUUUAUCUAUUUAGUAUCCUCUUUGUGCAAGAGAAUGAAGAGGGCUCAUCAUUGUUGCUGCACAUCCCUGGUAAGUUUAUAUGUUAUAACCUUAGAGAUAAGACCUUUAAGGAGCUUUGUGAAUUUGGAGCAAACUCCACUAAGGUAAAUACUUCAUUUCAACAUAUUGGUUGCUUCCAUGCUUAUCAAUUCAUGGAGACUCUGGCUUGGGUUUGAUCAUUUCAACAUAUUUCAUUCCCUUAUGGCCUUAUUGUUUCGUCCUUUAUAAUCCAAAGCGUGCUUUGUAACUAUAUCUAUAUGUUUAUUAUCUUAAAUUCUUAA
Messenger RNA from Argentina anserina (silverweed cinquefoil), 1431 nucleotides. Its product is annotated as F-box protein At5g07610-like. Gene Ontology annotation, molecular function: protein binding. Bases 25 to 1326 code for a protein of 433 amino acids. NCBI's taxonomy places the organism in Eukaryota, Viridiplantae, Streptophyta, Magnoliopsida, Rosales, Rosaceae. The record is from RefSeq and is a predicted model, not a curated record. The transcript is spliced from 2 exons.